This is a messenger RNA of Symbiodinium natans, 1071 nucleotides long. Lineage: Eukaryota; Dinophyceae; Suessiales; Symbiodiniaceae. The record is from the annotation of a GenBank genome assembly.
AUGAUGGGUGGUCAGGAUGCUUCGGAUGUUGCCGGUUGGGGCCAUCAGGUGAGUGACACUUAUCCGGACACAGCGCGGCUUCAUUUCCAGGUCCACGAGGAUUCUGAAGGUGGCUUCUGCGGCGAGAAGAGAGUUGCAAAGUGUCAGGACAACAUCUGCCUCUUGGAAGCCAUCAAGCACUUUUACGGCAAGGUCUUGUAUGAUGAAGGCAGAAGGAUCGAGUACCCUGCAAUCGAGUACAACAAGGUUGCCAAGGGCAUCAAAUUUUCAGAUGCAGACUUUCUAAAGAUGCUCAUCAAUCUCAUCGGCGACUUGCACCAGCCUAUGCAUGUUGGCUUUGCGCAAGACGACAGCGGCAGGAAAGUGCAAGUGAAGUUUCGAGGUCAGACCAUGUCCCUGUACGACGUCUGGGACAAAGCCAUAUCGGAGGCAGUCCGGACGGAAGAGAGCAACUAUUGGCUUGGUGGCUGGACGCACGUCCGGGCCGUCAGUAGCGAGUGGGACUUCGACAAGAGGAAGUGGAAGGAGGAUGGGGCCUUCAAGAGUUUUGACCGCUGGAUGGAGGAAGCCGUCCAGUUUUCAUGCAAGAAGGCCUACACACAUCCCGUGACCGGCCGGAAAAUAGCGGGGCCGGGCGCAGAGCCUGGGCCUGUGGAGAUCGAUGAGGCGGCCUACCAGGAGUGGAGACAUCUUUGGCUGCGUCAAAUUCUGAUAGCUGGUGAGCGUACCGCUAUUGUCCUGAAUGACAUCUUGGACAACAAGGGUGCCGCGCGGUUGGCAACCGGAAGCAAGGUGCACACCAAGGCUGAUGAAGAGAAGGCCAAGGAACAGGCUGCCUGGGAGGAGGAGAGACUGAAGCGGCAGAAAGAGGAGCGAAGAACGAGGUCAUCCGGAUCUCUGAUCAAUGUCGGAGCGUUCAUGACCAACCUCUUUGUUGCCGUCGUGACGGUGCCCAUCUUCCUGGUCGUCGCGAAUCACGGGCUCAAUCCGCAGACCUACGCAGGCCUCGUCAGGAGCAUUCUGGAGAGCAAUGACACCGCCGCCAAAGGGCCGGGGAAACGGUUCGAGUAG